Messenger RNA from Toxotes jaculatrix (banded archerfish), 4861 nucleotides. RefSeq names its product SHC (Src homology 2 domain containing) transforming protein 3 (gene shc3). Gene Ontology annotation, biological process: cell surface receptor protein tyrosine kinase signaling pathway; intracellular signal transduction. Gene Ontology annotation, cellular component: plasma membrane. NCBI's taxonomy places the organism in Eukaryota, Metazoa, Chordata, Actinopteri, Toxotidae. Gene Ontology annotation, molecular function: receptor tyrosine kinase binding. Bases 514 to 2586 code for a protein of 690 amino acids. The record is from RefSeq and is a predicted model, not a curated record. The transcript has 12 exons.
UCUGAGCCGGCAGGCAGGCAGCAGUCAGUAGAGAGUAUUUGCUCUUCCCUCGCAGUAUCCGUGAUCAUCGACAACAUAGACCUUUCUCUGUUCUUUUACUUUCUGGAUUUUUUUGAGGCUAGAAAUCAGCAGCAGUAGCAGCAUCACCACUGGAAACCAAACAAGCUGCACCACAACACUGGGAGCCUUUUAGAGACCCUUUUUCUCCCCAUCCUUUUUUUUCCUCUGGUUCAGUGUUGUGCUUUCAUGGACUGUGUCUGUACAUUUCUUACUUACGGACUGGAUUGCAGCUCUGGAUUUUACUGAGAGCAGUUUGGACUUUGGCGACAGCAGCAGCAGGAGCAGCCCAGCACAACCACCACUGUAACCUCAGUAGAGAAAAUUACAGUCAGGUAGCCUGUGAUUGCUAAAAGGCGUUUGCUGCCUGUACUGCUUCUGCUAUGUUACAGGAGAGGGUAAUCAGCACGGCUCAGCCACGUCUGCCAGCACACUUGUGAAAGAGGCAGGCUGUGCAUGUCGGUUGGUGGAGAGAGGGAAGAGAGCAAGAGAGAGAAGGGUAUGCUUCACCGUACCAAAUACAACCGCUUCAGGAAUGAGUCAGUAACAUCCGUCGAUGAGCUUCUCCACGGCCUGUCCAUGAACCCCAAGGUCUCGGCCACCCCCCAGUCUGCAGCCGAGACAUCUUACACACCCCCGACUGAGGUCCAGCCCUCCUCCACCACCACUGCUUCCAGCACCCCCACCAGCCACGGCUCUGACCACCUGGAAGAUGGAGGCACCACCCUCUGUACCCUCAUUAACAAGGUGUCCAGCCUGAAAUUCAGCAACUCAGGCAGCUUGCUGGGCAUCAAGGGUCUGCCCUCGGCUGUAAAGGACCUGGCUGUGUCUAAGCUGCAGGGGGGUGGGGGAUCGGGCUCAGGCAGCGCUAGUGGCCCGAGCCCCAGUUCGGCGACAGCAGCAGCAGCGGCAGCAGCCUCUGGUGUGGGCGGCUCUCUGUGCAGCUCAGCCUCCCAUUCAACCCCCUGCUUGCAGCUGGAGCCAGCUGUCAGCAUGAGCAAGAAGAGCAGGCUGGAUGAGCUUCAGCCCAGUGGAGAGGACUGGAAUCCAGGUGGAGGUGGUGGACUAGUGAGCAAACCCUCCAGAGGAUGGCUACAUUCGAGCGAGAAGAUCUCUGGUCCAGGAGUGACAUACAUUGUGAAGUAUCUGGGCUGUAUAGAAGUUCUUCGGUCGAUGAGAUCCCUGGAUUUCACCACAAGGUCACAAAUAACAAGGGAAGCCAUCAGCCUGGUGUGUGAGGCUGUUCCAGGGACCAAAGGAGCUCUACGGAAGAGAAAGCCACCGUCCAAAGCUCUGUCCAGUAUCCUGGGCAAAAGCAACCUGCAGUUUGCUGGCAUGUCCAUCAACCUAAAUAUCUCCACCAGUAGCCUCAACUUGAUGACCCCAGACUGCAAACAGAUCAUAGCUAACCAUCACAUGCAGUCCAUCUCCUUUGCAUCAGGUGGAGACCCUGACACGACAGAUUACGUUGCCUAUGUAGCAAAGGAUCCUGUUAACAGAAGAGCAUGUCACAUCCUGGAGUGCUCUGAUGGUCUCGCCCAGGAUGUCAUCAGUACCAUUGGCCAGGCCUUUGACCUUCGCUUCCAGCAGUACCUGCAAUGUCCCUCAAGCAAGCUGUCCUCCACACAUGACAGGGUAUUAAACAUGGAGGAGUUACAAUGGACAGAGGAAGAGGAGGAGUCAGCAGAACAUCCGUACUAUAACAACAUCCCCGGCAAGAUGCCACCCCCUGGAGGCUUCAUUGACACCCGGCUGACCAAUCAGAAUGCAGCACCUGAUGGAUGCCAGAUGGGCCCAGGUUCAGUAGAUCAGACAUAUUACCAAGGGCGGCACUGUGGAGAAAACUGGGGAGAUGAAAGAAAGCCCAUAUUCAUACAACAGGGAUCGUUUGAUAUAAGCAGUCUGCCUGAGAGUAAAGGUCAAGGACCAAAAACGGCAGAGAUGCCCACGUAUGUGAACACCCAGCAGAUUGAUGCCCAGGUGCUCGCAGCCCUCCAGGCAGAGGCAGAAAAUGUGACAAAGGGCAUGGCAGCUGCAGCCAAAGAGAGCCCACAGAAGGACCUGUUUGACAUGAAGCCCUUCGAGGAUGCUAUUCAGUCUCAGUCCCACCCACCGUCCCAGGGGCAAGCCCAGUCCCAGGUGUCUAGUCUGCACAAGGCAGCAUCUGUGGACAACUCGAGCCCUCUUCUUGUGCGCUCACUGGCCUUCCGGGCGCAGGAGGAGCUGGAGGACCAGACGUGGUACCAUGGCAAAAUGAGUCGUCGCGACGCUGAAAAACUGCUGAAAGACGACGGGGACUUCCUGGUCCGCAAGAGCACUACUAACCCAGGGUCCUACGUACUGACAGGCAUGCAUAAUGGGCUUGCCAAACACCUACUGCUGGUGGACCCUGAGGGCACGGUACGGACAAAAGAUCAUGUAUUUGACAGCAUUAGCCACCUUAUUGGCCAUCACCGUGACAACAAUCUGCCGAUUGUGUCAGCUGGGAGUGAACUGUGUCUCCUACAGCCCGUUGGAAGGAAACAGUGAUGCUUGCAAUGCCUGAUGGGAGAUAGGAAGCUCUGAACAGUAUCUACUACCAUCCUGAAACUUGAAGAUGAAAUAUGAGGAGAAGAUGCUGAAAGGCUCUAUGCGCUGACCAGAUUUUUGGGAAAAUUGGCCCACAGUUACUUUACUGGAGGCAUUGGAAGACGCAAGAUUUGUUUAAGAUAAAAAAUUAUUUAUAGAACUGUUAUUAUUUUGUUGUGAUGACUGAGAUGCUAUAUUUUUGAGAAGACAUAGGUGCAUUUGGACAUACUAUCUUGAUUUGGUGUUUUAAAAGAUUAAAAAAAAGACAGUUGUUCUUGUAGUUUAGAUGAAGUGCAAAUCAAACCUCAAAGAGGUGUUAACAAGAGUAUUUUAGAAUAAAAAUCUGAAAUUUUAGUUUUGUCUGUCAAGCACAACCAUAUUUCUACAGGAACCGUUGGCUAAGAGGUCGGAAACAAAAACAGUUUGGACAACAAAUGCUAUUUAUAAUGAAUUACUUUAGGAAAAAAAAAAGUCCUUUAAUCUCACCAAUAGCGUGACAGCUCACACAAUUAGUCACUAUACAAAAUCUGCUUAUAUCGGGGAUUAGAACUGAAUGUGUUUUGCUUUGCAGUAGUCACAAAGUGUUGGGGUGCAAACAGACAUCCUUCAUAGUGCUGUUAAUGGCUUUAAAGAUAACCUUUUUUUUAUAAAGUAUUUUCUUGUGUCACAGUCGCAUGACUUAAAAUCAACUGUUCUUGUGGACAUUGUUCGUAGACCUUGAUACCCCUUUAUUUGAAAGAGGUGCUUGUGUAUGCUGACACUGUAAAAAUAUUUAUGCUUUUCAACCAGGGAUUAUUUCUGAAUUGGUUUUCUCUGGAUUCUUCUUUUAGGUGUGUAGUCAAUGAUUAGUUUUCAGGGCUUGAGUCACGCAAUGGAUAUUCUCACAUUCUUAAUUAACAUUUUCUGCUUUUUUGUGAACUUUUAAAAGAUAUCAUUAUUAUUGUUUAUUUGAUCACAAACGAAUAGCACAAUCAGAAAGUUAGAUCACUUAGAUCAUCUGUGUCAGUUGUACCGAGACGAAUUACCAAUGUGUUGAGACGUAAUUUACACUUUUUACUUAUGAGGCUUAAUUAGAUAAAUUUACGCACCAUGUGCACUCAAUACAGAAUGUUUGAUAUUUGGUCACCUUCACUUAUUGAUGUUAAACAAAGAUCUUAUUUCUCAGUGUUGAGAUCUUAUGGCAGUAUUACUUUAUCGCCACUAGAUGUCAUCACAGAAAUACUUGUUUAUCCCCAUCAGUCACACUCACUUCCCUUACUUUAUCUCUUAUUUUUAGCAAAGGAUGCUAUCUGGUUGUGUAUUGCUUGAAGUGCUACAGUACACGGGAAAAUCCAACUCUAAGAACCGAGUUUUCAGCCAUUAUUCCUUGACAGGUCAUAGUUAAUUUGCAUUUUGCAGUCCACUGUACGCAAUCGUUCCUCAGAACAGUUUAUGGUAUUUAGGUUAUACAGACUGUUUUUGUAGAGUGGGAAUCCAAAUUUUGAAAAGGCUUAUAGGAAUAGUACACAGCAGUUCUGGCAACAGACUUUUUAAAUGCUCUAAUCCUUACUAUUAUCAGUACUCUGAUGGAUACCAAAUGAAUGGGGCAUUGUAUUUGAUAUGCACUGGACCACUUCAAUUGAACCAAAAUCAGCAUGUGUUCAAUGAGUUUGACAGAUGACAGAUGCAAUGUAAUAUAACGUGCCUGUAUUUUGCUGCAAAAGGGAGUGUACAGUACACGCAUCUCACAACAACACAUCAUUAGCAAAGAGCGGGAUUGGGAUCUUUAUUUUAAAAAAAUCACUAGAUCCAUUUUGGUUAAAGUCAAUUAAGACUUUCCCUGAUUCCUUGUGUCCCAUGACCCAGGUUGCUUCUCAGGAUUCCUUUGAGAAGAACGCAUGAGAGAAAGAGCCUAAUAUGUUGGUAUUUUUUUAGGUAAACAUGAGAAGAAAGGGAGCAAAGAACCAUUGAGGAGUUUUAUUUUGACUGUUAUCUGCCAUUAACUUUUAAUUUGGUUUAGAUUUUAAUUCUUUGUGACAUUGAUUUUUCAUCAGAUCGAUUAUCUUGGUAGAUGGAAUAAUGCGCUAAAUUUUUAAAAAGCACUAUGCUAAUGUAAAGAAUUAUUUUGAGAUCCGUGUUUGUUUCUAAAAAGCAAAUUUGUAGAAUCACCUUGGCAAAAUGUGCAGAAGUUUUGAACAAAGCGUAUAUACAGCAGGAACAACUCCAUACUUGAACCUCUCUGAUAACACGAUGAUAA